AGCCAGUUUGGUUUCAGAGAGGGCUUGUGCACUGAGCUGGCUCUGAGAAAAUCCAUUUCAGAGAUUUCAAACAACAUCAACAGAAAGGAUAUGAAAAGAGUUGCUGGAAUGUUCUUGGACAUCCGGAAGGCAUUCGAUACUGUGAAUUAUGAGAUUCUGCUGCGAAAACUGAAGCUGGCUGGCGUGCGUGGCUUGCCCUUGGCGUGGUUCCAUUCGUAUCUACAUGGACGUUCUCAAGCUGUGAAGAAUCCUCAGUUCAGAUGUGAACUAUGUACUAAAUCGUUCUACCGGAAAGACUCGCUGAAAAAGCACUUCAAAGAAAGACAUUCUACAGCUACCACAUCUUCAGAACCCAGCCAGGCUCAAUUCUCGUGCUCUCAAUGCGGAAAGAAUUUCAAAAGUCAAUCAGCUUUAGUCUUUCAUCUGCAGACUCACAAUGGAGAUUUCAAGUUCCAGUGCGAGAACUGCAACAAAUGUUUCGUGCGCAAGUGUCACUUUGAGUCGCACAUGCGCUCGCACUCGGAGAGCCGACCCUACAAGUGUUCGACGUGCGGCCGCGGCUUCAAGGAGAAGAAGCACUGGAAGGUGCACCUGAGGCGGGUGCACACCAACGAGAUCACCAUGCAGUCGCUGCUCGACUCCAUCACAAGUGAGGCGGCCCUCUGCACCGACAACACCGACAUGAUGCACCACCCUGUGCUGCAGGCCAACGACUGUCUCGCCAUCUCUCAGUCCUACAUCAUCAACGCUGGCAUCGAGUUGCAACAUAUGUAGCCAAAAUAUCAGAGAAGUAGAAUAAUGAGGAACUAGUUUCUGUUGUUGAACCAUUUUCAAUCUGUCAUGUUGCCUGCAUUGCACUUGUCGCAGACUAACGAUUUUUUCAACUUCAUUGCUAUUUCGUAGUCGUACAUGAUCAACGGUGGUAUCGAGAUGCACAUUUCAAAGGAAAAUGAGUAGCCAACAUAUCAGAGAAGGAAAAUAAUUACUGUGGAUCUUGGUUAUAAAGGUCAUUUAAGGGACCACACAUUUUAUGACGCUAUAUCAGAGUAACACUGUAAAAGAGGUUUCAAAAUCUUAAUUUAAAACCGAGAAAAAUUGAAAACAUAAUGGAAAGAAACAUUGAAGAAUAAAAUAAUAUCCGAUUCAAAGCCCCAGAUACAUUAUCAGAAUCUCUUGAAACAUCCAGUUAUUUUUGGUUUCAUGUACUUUGAGAAUUUUUUGCUUGGCCAUUUGAUUGUGCAUGAUAAGAGACCACUUUAUUCAAUAAACUGCUAAUCUACAGUACAUGGUUCGGCAUAGCGCCGUAGUUAAACUACUACAUCUACACACAGACAUAACAAAAACAUCCAAAACUACAAUAUAAUAGUUCAAAAUAUGUGUAUUUAUUCAAAACAAACCAAACAACGAAUAGAACAGCAACUGCAACUAAAAAAUGUCUCAAAGAUUCAAAGUUCUUUACUAUUACUGAUAGGAGAGGAUCUGAAAAUGAGAGGAGAUACUGAAUAUGUCCGAAAAGUGGAUUAAGUCAUCAGUGGAUUGCAACAGAAAGAUUUAUGAUCAAUUUUAUAGGAAAAAAAGAAAAUUUGUCAUUUUUAAAGAAAAAGUCAUAAUAAACAAUUGUCAAGAUCGACUUCUUGCACAAAGUUGGAAAUAAAAUAGAAAGGUGUCAGUUAAACAGAUGCGACUGUUUUAUUUUGAAUUCGAGAAAUAGUUAGUCUUGUAGUUAUGGAAUGCUGAUAAGAGUGCUUCACUUUGCUACUAAACACCUUGAUUCAUGACAGCAUUUACAAUGAGCGACAAUAACAAAUCGGUCACCAAAGAUGCAGAUUUGUUUCACACCAUUGAGUUGAAGGAUUUUUUCAAUUUUUUUUAAUUGAAAGGUCGCCCAUUAUCCCUAUCAAGCAAAGAUUGCAAGCUAAUAUUCUUUUGGAAGUCCAUAGUAAUUGACAAAACUGAUUGGUUCUUCUGAGCAAGCCUUCUUAAUUCACGUUUACGAUCAUAAAAUGCCUUUAUUGAUGUGUAAAUUCAUUUCCAGUUUCAAUCUUCUUGAUUCAAUCCACUUUCAUUUCAGUUUUUAAUACAGAAACAGAAGCUUUGAAUGCAUCACAAGCAGAGCAUGAGUCCACUCAAGGAUAAUUAAUAGAAAUAUUGAAGUUCGAGUUGAAAUUACUUCUAUAUAAAUCAUGAGACACUUUCAUUUCUUUAUAUUCAUCGUGGGAUUUGAAUAUAUAAACAAUUUUUGAAACAUUCACAUUUUUCUGAAAGUGAUUUAGUUUUAUUAUAGUGAUUUGGUCUGGCAAUAGCUUUGAAUGAUUUUAUGUUCUGGAUAAUAGCAUUUUUUGUUUCAAAUUCUAAGAUCAUGUUG
Molecule: messenger RNA, 2365 nt
Organism: Nilaparvata lugens (brown planthopper)
Lineage: Eukaryota; Metazoa; Arthropoda; Insecta; Hemiptera; Delphacidae
Product: zinc finger protein 813-like
Exons: 3
Source: RefSeq, a predicted model, not a curated record